This is a messenger RNA of Spirodela intermedia, 615 nucleotides long. Lineage: Eukaryota; Viridiplantae; Streptophyta; Magnoliopsida; Alismatales; Araceae. The record is from the annotation of a GenBank genome assembly.
AUGAUUAUUAUGUGUAACACAUGUUGUCUUUUGUUUGUCCCCCUCCUUGAUUUGGACUUAAUGAUAGUCAUUCUUCAAGUUUAAUUUUAAAAAAAUAUGUUUCUCUACAUUAGGCACUAAAUACUUGUUAUUACUCUAAUCUUUUUAGUACAUUAUAAUCCACACAAAGCCUCAAGGUUUUAUCUUUCUUUUAUUAGAAAAGAAUUAACAUAUUAAAUGAUACAUGUCAAGGAUAGAUGUGUUACAAAAUGAUGCAUGUGAGGGACAGAUGUGUCUUGCUUCUAAUAGUUUUUUUAAUUUUUUCAUUAGCUCUUUUAGGUAUAUUUGAGGUAUUUUAUAUGAGGCCUUAGUCAAAGGACAUUCUCUUGAUAACAACUCAAUUGCAUGUUCGAUAUCUCGCCUAAGUGGCAGUGUGGUAGUUAAUUUAUCAAGCAUGAUAUCAUGAAACUUCUUAAGGGUAAUACUUCAAGAUGGUUCAUUAGUUUUUCUUCAUCUCUAACUUUUCCUAUGGUGAUGAGAAAUAUAUUUACAUCUCAUUGAAGAUCAUAUUUCAAUUAUAUAACUAAGAUAUGUUGGGGUUUUAUCACUUCUUGUGUGGACCCCUACACAAAAUAA